Messenger RNA from Teleopsis dalmanni, 1489 nucleotides. RefSeq lists its product as uncharacterized. The transcript has 3 exons. The record is from RefSeq and is a predicted model, not a curated record. The coding region runs from base 199 to 1341 and encodes 380 amino acids. NCBI's taxonomy places the organism in Eukaryota, Metazoa, Arthropoda, Insecta, Diptera, Diopsidae.
AGUUUUCUGCAAAUAAGAAUAAUUUGCAGAAGACCAUCCUUUGAAAUAGCAAUCUUUCCUAGUUUGAUUUAAAAAUUCAAUGUUAAAUGUUUUUAUAUAAAUUCAACAAUAUAUUUUAAAAUUUUGUUUUAAAUUGUCUUUAUUCCAAAUUAAUACGUGAAAUUGUGGUGUAUAUCGAAGUAGCUGAAUUCCGUUAAGAUGAAACAAAAGGACGAGAAUACAACUCAGCUUCUGAUUUUAGCCAGAAAGAAACUUAGAAAAUUAAUUAUGCAGGGCAAAGUGGGACCCAAGAGGAAGCAAUCCAGCACAAAAAUUGCAACUCCCCCUCCUCAGGUGUUGGACACCCCGAAAUUAAAGAAAAAGUCUGAGGAAGAAAAUAAGAACAAGGACAUUCGUACAAUUAUAAAAGAGAGGUUUCAAAUGGAUCCAAAUAAACUUAAGCCACACUUAACUGGUAAAGGUGAUGCAAGUGCAACGACAUACUUGAAGAGAUUAAGAAAUGAGAACCGUUCUUUUGAUAACUCUCAGCCAGAAACAAGAAAUUUGUCGAAUACAAACAAAGGUUCUAAAGAGGUGCAAAAUGUUGAAAGUGCUGCUAGUAGUUCCAGGAACAUCGAAGAACAUAAAGUAAAAGUUUAUACAAUGCAAUAUUUAAAUAAUUUCCAAGCUGUUCGUUCCAAAGAAUUACAAACGAUUGAUCAUCUCCAAAAGUUCACAACUUCUGAUCCAUUAAAACAAUAUUUUACAAACGACGAAAAAUUACCAACAAUACACAAUACCAAUAAAUAUUUUCAAAUAGAUAAACCAAUAGAUGCACACAACAAUAAUAAAUAUCUUGACAAGGUUUACACUAAAGGUACAGUCAACUCCAAAAAAUUUCUUCAAAUGGACUACGCUAAACCUACACAUAGCAUCAACAAGUACCUGCAAUUAGGUGACCCUAAAGACACUAUUAAACCGUAUUUACCUUCAAGAAUUGGAAGAGAUCCCAGGGGUCAAAAGAAGAUUAAUCCAUACUUUAUUAACGAUGAAGCUAAUAUCUUGAGUUCCAAACAUAUUCAUCGUAAUAUUUAUGAGGAAGUAAGAUCACCUCCAAGACCUUUUCUAAAAAAUAAAAAUAUAAUUGAUUCCGAUGGCAUUUUCAAUAUGUGGCGCAGAGGUUCACCAACAGCAUUACACCACCGCGCAAGCAGUGUUAAAGUCUUUAACUUUGGUCCUAGGUACUUGCUUAGAAAAUCGAAGCCAACUCCGAAACGCCGUGUCACUUUAGAUACGGUUCCUGAACUUAAUGACUUUUUCGAUACCACCUUAGAUUUCCAUAGAAUUAAACCAAAUAAAUGAAAAUCGUCCUUAAUGAGAUCUGUGAAUUCAAAUAUAAGAGUUCGGAUGUUAUAACAAAAUUUCAAAUAACUUAAAAUUAUAUUUUGGCUAUAUUCAUCUAUAUAUACUCUAUACAAUAUAUCUGAGUAAAUAAAAAAACCUCAAGUAA